Messenger RNA from Neoarius graeffei (lesser salmon catfish), 7264 nucleotides. It is a transcript of the gene dlgap4b, whose product is annotated as discs, large (Drosophila) homolog-associated protein 4b. Gene Ontology annotation, biological process: signaling. Gene Ontology annotation, molecular function: molecular adaptor activity. The record is from RefSeq and is a predicted model, not a curated record. Lineage: Eukaryota; Metazoa; Chordata; Actinopteri; Siluriformes; Ariidae. Gene Ontology annotation, cellular component: postsynaptic specialization; glutamatergic synapse. The transcript has 12 exons. The coding region runs from base 1 to 3393 and encodes 1130 amino acids.
AUGAAAGGCUACACCCCCCACCGCACACGUCAUCUCUCUGACUGUGACCCUCCACACUCACCCUCUCGCCUCGAUCCAUUGUACCCACCCUCGGCUAGCUCCACCCUAUCACAUCAACCCUACAUUGUCCCUUCUUCCACCAUGGAUCAUUAUGGAGCCCUGGAGCCCCAUCACUUCUCCAAUUCGCCCAGCUCAGGUGGUCUUCCCCCAGACUGCCUGAUGCCCCUCAACAACCAGCUGUCCACCAGUGGCACCUUCCCACGUAUCCAUUACAACUCUCAUUUCGAACAGGGUGACUUCUCACCUCCAGCUGGAGACAACAUCGGGGGGAUCAGCACAGGCACACUGGGUACCUCUAUGUCUAUCGGCAUGGGAAUGAACAUGGGACCUGGAACAGGACGCACAGCCAUGAUCACCAGUGGAUCUGCUACAAUAUCAGCUGCAGGGAAGAUGAACCGGUUACCAGCGAACCUCCUGGAUCAGUUUGAGAAGCAGUUGCCAGGGCAGCGGGAUGGCUUCAGCACCUUACAGUUUCAUCGUAGCACAGCUGUGGAAACAACUAAACAGCAGCAGCAGCGCACUGAUAGCCCAGGGAAGAUCCGCUACCUGGUUCACUCUGUGCAGAAACUCUUUGCAAAGUCACAGUCACUCGAAAGCUCGGCUAUGAAGGGCAACAUGAAUGGGCGUUCAGGAAGCAGCGCCAAUGAGGACAAACACCACCGGCGCAGCAAAAGCAAAGACCGGGUCAAGAGUGAGGGCACAGCAAAACGGCGUCCACGCUCCAACAUGUCUGGCUACUGGAGUUCGGAUGACCUGGACAGUGAUAUCAUUAACUACAGGAGCCCUGUGGCGAUGAUGACUCUGGGUCGUCAGAGCUCUGCAUCAGGGUCAGCGCUGGAAAGCCAAGCAAAUUCAAAGUAUUUAAUGCAAGGCUACAACACCAUUAGCGAGCACACACUGAAAGCCUCAAAGAGCAACAAUGACCUGAAGCACCAGGGCCUCCUUGCACUCCCAGGCCCUGGGGGAGGGGGAGGAGGAGGAGGAGGAAGAAUGGCAGUUGUGGAAGGGAAUUAUGGGAAGGGUGGGCCCUGGUCCACGCUCACACUGGGACCCAGUAGGCAGUUGUGCCCGAAGGGCUCAGCCACACUGGAUCGUUCCCUGCUCAAGUCCAAGUCAUGCCAACAGGAGCUGGCCUGCCAUUAUCUCCAGGUGCGAGGCAGGAUGCCCUCUACAGGAGAGUGGAGCGGGACUCUUGGUCGAGGUGAGAUCCCAUGCAGGCGGAUGCGCAGUGGCAGCUACGUUAAGGCUAUGGGGGACCUGGAGGACAGCGAUGACUCGGACAGCAGCUUGAAACCCUCACCAAAGACUGCUGCGCGCAGACAGAGCUACCUACGUGCCACACAGCAGUCGCUCAGUGACCAGUUCCCUUCCAGAAACCGUCCACUGGACUACUCGAUGCUCCAGGGGGAUCUGGAGGCCCUAUGGUCUCCCCUCCACAGCAUUGCCACUCUGCAGCAGAUCGGACGCUCCGUAAGUUGUCUUCCAUCUCUGCGAGAAUUCUCUGGGAAUCGCAGUGUGGAUAAUUUGGACUGUAUCGGAGGUUCUAUAAGCUCAGCAUUCCCACGCUGGGAUGAUGACGACUUCAGUCAGGGCUGCAGCACACUUGGACGCAACAGCUGCAUCAGCCAGAUGCGGGACUCAGAGUUGAACCAAUGCUAUGGAGAAGACUCCUGUUCAGAGUCUGUAUUUGGAGAGAUGCACAUGCUCACACGUUCUCAUUCCCGGCCAGAGGAGCCUGAUUUGCCUCCCUGCUUCCGUUCCCGAAGCCAUAGUUACCUCCGUGCCAUCCAAGCUGGCUGCUCCCAAGAUGAUGACACGGCAUCACUAGAUUCAGAUUCGCCGCCACCACCCACUGCUACAACUGUACGCACCUACAGUACCAGCACCGUCUCAACAUGUAUAACAACGUGUAAGAAGAUAGCUCCUCCCCCUGUCCCUCCUCGCAAUUCCACCUCCAAGCCCUUCAUCUCCGUGACUGUGCAGAGCAGCACCGAAUCGGCGCAGGACGGUUACUUGGACAACCACGAGUUCAAGAGCCACACCAACGGCAGCUCGUCAGACAGCAGCUUGACAAAAGGGUCACGAAGUCACCCGCCUGUGCUCGGACCUCGCGAGCCACAGGUUCCGGCAGCUGUGGUGCUUUCACCGGACUCCUCUCGUGAGCUGCAGAAUGAGCAGGUGAAGGCAGGAGGAGCAGCAGACAAGCCCAGAACGGAGCCCGUACCCCGUCGCAAACUUUCUUCUAUUGGAAUACAGGUGGACAGCAUCCAGGAAAUUCAGAACAGAGUCGAGACGCCGACGCCGCCAUUGGCCAGGUUCCAGUCGAUUGGAGUGCAGGUGGAGGACGGCUGGACACUCAGCCGUUCCAGUAGUAUGGCAUCGAAGCAGGAAACGGACUCCGACACACAAGAUCUCUCUCUUAAUUCUGUCACCAGUGUUUCAUCCAACAACGCCUCUAGACCCACUGAGAAAAAAGUCAUGGUCAACAGCUCUAGCCAAUCCGUGGACUUCCACGCCCAAAUCUCUCUCGACAACGGUAGCCACGAUGAAGACGUUGUGACAACCAGCGGUCCUUCCCGCCAGCUCCUGACUAAUCGCUCGACAACAAAAAGCAGCUCUUCCUCGUUUUCAGAGAGCUUAGACCCCGCCCUCGACCCCUCCUCCCUGCCGCCGCCCGACCCCUGGUUGGAGAGCGGCAACGGGACUGGAAACGGAGUCCCCACGCACACGUCGUCAGGUGGCAUGUCGGCAUGCCGGAGAGAUGGGCAUUGGUUCCUGAAGCUGCUGCAGGCAGAGACCGCACGGAUGGAGGGAUGGUGCAAACAGAUGGAGGAGGAGACCAAAGAGCACCAGCUCUCUGAAGAGGUGCUGGGUAAGGUGCGCAGUGCAGUGGGCAGUGCUCAGCUCCUCAUGUCUCAAAAGUUUCAGCAGUUCAGAGGGUUAUGCGAACAAAAUUUGAAUGUGAAUGCUAACCCGAGGCCCACCGCUCAGGACUUGGCAGGAUUCUGGGACCUUCUUCAGCUCUCAAUAGAAGACAUUAGCCUCAAAUUUGAUGAGCUCUACCACCUCAAAACUAAUGACUGGAAACUGGACCGAGAUUCCCCAGACAAACAGAAGAAUCAGAAGCAAGCUCCACCUGUGCCAAAGAAGCCUGGGAAGAGCAAGGCAGUGCUGACCCGGGAGAAAAGCAGUGAGGCGGCAGAUAAACAGAGGCAGGAAGCCCGUAAGAGACUGAUGGCAGCCAAGAGAGCACAGUCAGUCAAACAGAACUCUGCCACCGAGAGCUCGGACAACAUCGAGAUCUACGUCCCCGAAGCCCAGACACGCCUCUGAGAGAAGAGAAAUGAUGAAAUGGAACCACGGCUCAGCCAUGUGGGGAGAGGAAAGAAUGAAGGGGAAAGAGAAAACAAGAGUGAGAAGACAUCAGAGCACUACACAGAUCUGCUCUAGUAUCAAAUGCAAAAUGCUCUUUAUUUUGGUGGCAGCCUAAAAUUGAGAAAGGAGAAUGUGGAAGUUGUGGACAGGCCACACAAAGAGCUUCUCUUUUCAGAGACUGCCAAGGAAAACCUCACAGACAUUAUUAUUAUUAUUAUUAUUAUUAUUGCUGAUAAUUAUAUCAACUAAAGUCUAUAUCAGACUGUUUUUAAAUGUUCUAAUAUCUUGGAUAAGAGAUUUAAUCUAUGUGGACUAAGGUAGCCACACUUGGAUUUUUUUUUGCCUUUACCACUGCAUCUAGUAGAAAAUCCUCCUCUGAGGUUUCCAUAUACACAUACUUGCUUGGAGGAUGCCUUCUAAUGUGUGCCCUCUCUGAAAUAUUUGUCUUCCUGUUUGCUAAUUUGGUCUGUUGAUUUUCAGCCACUAGCACCAAGCUAUAGAUCUCCCCCCCCCCCCCCCCCCCCGAUCGCAGUAACGAAUAAACAAAAGCCUUUUAGAAUGGAAAAGAAUGGUAUAGAAAUGUAGGGCACUUUAUUUCACCCAUCUGGUUUUCACUCCUACUUGACUUUCCCUUCAUGGUAAGCUUUCAUACCAUUUACUGGGUGCUUGCCUAAUGUUAAUGCGCACACACGCGCGCGCACACUCCAUUUUAAAGGAGCAAUAAAUAAGAUUCCCUUUGAAAAUGUGAUUUUUAAAAAUUUUAAGGAAAAUAUAAAUCACUGAUUGAUUGAUUAAUAGUAGAUGUAGGAAGUUUUGGGUGGGUUUUGGAGAAAUGAUUGCCUGUUCUGAUAUCUUGAUAAACCAUGUAACUAACAGUGACCCAAUUAUGUGUGACUGAACUGCAGCUGAUAAAAUACCAUUUAUUUCCCCGUUAUUUUAAAAAUAUAUAUAUUUUGCGAUUAAAAAGUAAGCAGGGAAGGCACAUUAUAUGCUUCUGAAUCUACACGCAUCUUAUAUUGCAGUUAGAAAUGUCACUUUGCCGUAAUGAAGGCACAAUUCUUUCAGGAACCGUAGCUCACAGGUAGGGUCUGAUCACGCAUCAAAACCACUGCCAAUUUUAGUAUCCUGUAGGAAAAUGAACCAGCUGCUUUUUAUUUAUUAUUUUUUUUAUUUUUUAUUGUAAGGAAAGAUCAUGAAAGAUAAUUAAUGAGCUCACUCUAAAAUGUUGACACUCUGUUAAAAACAAUCAUUUUACUUAAUCGUAUUUAGUCAUUCUAAAGCUGUAGAACAUGUAACAUUGCAGAGUUAAAACAAUCCUAAGGUAGGUUAUGGAGUGACGGCACCUCUGUGCUUGUUUGGGUCCUUUAUCCUGUGAGCUGUCCUGACAAAGUGAAGGCAUUUUUAUUCUACUUUCCAUAGUCCUAUCUUUUUUUUAUUUUAAAUUUUUUUAAAUUCUCUUUCAUUUACUUUGUUUACCUUGUUAUUAUUUAUCCUCAUUGAAGUUAUGUCUGUUUUAAAGAAGAAUUAUUAAAUUAUUUUAUAUGCAUUUGUUAGGUGUCAUUUCAAACCUUUUUACUGGUUUAUCAAAUGAUGACAGGGUUUCGAAGAGGUGCUUUAAUUUUGAACUUAUCUAAAUGGUUGCACCAUUUGCACCAACCCAGCGUUAUAAAAACAGAAAUCGCAAGAGGUUUUCAUUUGCAUCAGUAUUUGCGUAGUUUAUCCAUGCUGAUGAACAGGAAGUUAAUUGAGAGUCUAGUCUGGCACUGUUGGUCUUGAAGCACACUGACAUUCCUAAGGAGUAAUGCGAGUUCAUUUGGGUCAUGGACAACAGGAAGCUGAUAACACUUGUAAGAAAGUAGCUCCAGGCUUCACAGCACAGAGUGGGACGUACUUUUUAUUUUUUCGUGGAUUUGAAGGACUCCGACGAAUGAAACUUUACAUCCAUACAUUCUCAAAACAGAUAUGAAGCCUGAGCAAUGCACCAAGAAUUUGUAUCUGACUCCGUCCAUUUAAAAAGGGAUAUAUGUGCAUUUUAACUAGGAAAGACCCAUCCAGUGGCCCACCUGCUUUCUUUAAACAGACCCACACCCACAAGCACUCUGCAUGAUGAAAUAGUUGAGUGAUUGGCUCCCUUUGUCUGCACUGUUGUGUGUUAGCGAGGCCAGUGAUGGCUCCCUUUGCUGUUUGCAGUAACGGUGUGAAUAGGAUCUCCUCUCUCUCCACUGCUUUCCCCCAUUUGGCCCGGGGGUGAGUCGUUAACGCCUGCGGCUUUGUGUGCUGAUGGCCUACAGCUUAUCCCUCCACAGGGUUUCAAGGCAUGUCUGUCUGACAAAUCCCUACAGAACUACUUUAACAGCCCCAUUUCUAAAUCGGUGAAUUGGGGUUUCAAGUAAGUCAGUGAAGUAUGCUUAUUCUGAGUCCGAGAUCUGCUAAAUAGAGUUGUGCCAUCUGCAGGUUGGAACAAAUCAUGGUGGAAAUGAAUCGUCUGUAGUUCUCAUUGUUUCUCUGGUGUCUUGUUAUUACAUGAUUGCAAGGACAGCUGGUUAGAUUGUAAUUCUCAAAAUACGUCCUCGAGAAUAGGCCAGAAAUGGUUGUAACACUAAGGGGCAUAAAAUGUAAGCGCGAGUGAAGGCCAGCAUAUAGAAUCGUCAAAGCUGUGUCUGAGCUUGUAACUUGAAGAAUUAUGAUCAUGUUUACACACAGCUGGGGCAGGGAAAAUGGAAAAAGGUUUCACACUCGUGUGUGUGUGUAUAUAUUGGACAUUUUUGUCCUUGAUUCAAGAAAUGAUGAAGAAACAUGAAUCGCAUCUACAAGGCUUUGAAUACAUUUAACGUCUGUUACACUGCAGUUAGGAAAAGGAAAAUAAUGUAAAUGUAGAGAUUGCUGGAUGAACGGUUUCAUCUAAAAACUACUAAAGCUCCCAGAUUUCCCUCUUUAUUAGUAGAUCUUGUAGAUCCAUGUUUCCCUCACUUACUACAUUUGUCUAUUCGUAUAAUAUCUUUGUGCUUACUGAAUUUCUUUGUUCAUUUAAUGUAUUUGUUUCCAGCUUUUGAAAAUUUUCUUUUCUCACAUGAAGUAGUUCUUAAAUCUUUCAUCUAUUCCUUGUUUUCAUUCAAUCUAGUCUGAAUGUAUUUUACUUUGAGUCUGUUUUCUUGAUCAUGUAUGUGGGCUUCCCUUAGGACCACAGUGGACCAAUACUCUUCUUGUCGUCUUUGACACACUCGGUGUGUUUUAAAAGCUGGGAAACUGCUUUCUCUGUUGGACAGCAGAAAAGCCCCACGUGUGGAAUUGCGGGACAAUAUUUUGAAGACAACUUUUCAAUUGAGAGACACUUUGGAGGGACAUUCGGUUUCUGCCCUGCUCACGCUGCUUAGGUUCUAAAGUUUUUAAUAUACCUCUUAAGUAACUGACACGCGGCACAAUUUUGGUAGGCUACAGCCCAAGCUGGGGUAAGGGAAGCCCAAAUGGUGACCCUGUACUCACCCUGCACUUAACCGUAAGUGUAUACUUCUACCUGGUGUUCAUCAGCCUAACCUGCAAAAAAAAAAAAAAAUGAGCUAGGUUUUCUCUCAAAUCUUUUGUCUUUUUCUGGCUAUGUUUUACUUUUAAAUCCAUUUGGUUAUACUACAGGGGCUAUAUGAGGGGUCAAGGAGAACUCAACAUUCAAUGCAAGCAUCUGUAGCAAAAAAUAAGAAAUUAUUAUAAUUGAUAUUUUAUGAGACAAGCACAUAUUUUACUGACUAGGAUUUGUUAGGUAUAUCUAAUGCUAUAUAAAUUUUAGGCUGUGUAUGUCAGGGUCUUUUUUGUUUUAGUAAGAAAUACAAUAAAA